Fusarium odoratissimum NRRL 54006 is the source of this 2256-nucleotide messenger RNA. RefSeq lists its product as uncharacterized. Bases 1 to 2256 code for a protein of 751 amino acids. The record is from RefSeq and is a predicted model, not a curated record. Gene Ontology annotation, biological process: cytoplasmic microtubule organization; cytoskeleton-dependent intracellular transport. The transcript has 4 exons. Lineage: Eukaryota; Fungi; Ascomycota; Sordariomycetes; Hypocreales; Nectriaceae. Gene Ontology annotation, cellular component: centrosome; cytoplasm. Gene Ontology annotation, molecular function: microtubule binding; dynein light intermediate chain binding.
AUGUUCGACAGAUUCAACUCGUACACUCAUGAAAUCUGUAUUGAUGGAGCAGUGGUCGUUGACACUGAUGGAGUCCAUAACGAUAGCACUCAAGUCGAAAGACCAUCGCAGGUCGUUUCAUACUCUGCGAGGGCCGUUGAAAAGCUCAGCGACAUCAUCCAGACCAUGAACGUCUCGUACCCUCACUCCAUCAAGAAGGGUAGUGUCACCGUCAGCGGGUCCAACUCGGCCAUUGACGAAGCUACCUUCAAAUCCGCCGAUAUUAACAUCAUCGUCACGGUCAAAGUAACCAAUCAGACGACUCUGAUCAAGAACAACGCGAGAUUUGUUCCCAUGAAGGGUAUUGACCCUUCGUCUCAAGCCUUUAAUGAAGCAUACGGUGAUUCUUAUAUCUCGGGGUUCAUCGAGGGUGGAGAAUUCACCGGCAUCAUCUCGGUCAAAGUCAUUGAUCGAAACAAUGUUGAUCUGACCGUCAAGAAGAUCAAAGCCAGGCUUGACGCAAAAGACAGCAGCAAAGCCACCAAGUUUACUCUCAACAGUAGCGAUUCUUUCUCUUCUAGGGGAUCUGCUUCUAUUAUGGAGAACACCGAAAGUCACAUCCAUGUUUCUUGGAUGGGCGGCGGGCAAAUCAAGAAUGAAAACACACCAUGGGAUAUAGAUUCCAUUUUCCAGGCCGCUGCUGCUUUUCCUCAGAGGGUUUCUGAACGCCCUCAGCUCACCUGGGCCAUCUUGACGAAGUACAAGUCAAAUAGAUCAUUCAUUGAGUGGGCCAGCAACAAGCCUGUCAAGACUCUGGAAUACGACCAAGUCAGCAGCUAUACCGCUGAGCUCUUCGACAGCUACAUGGACUAUAAGAUUCUACUCAAGUAUGUCCAGCUCAUCAUUGAUGACCCAGAGAGCUAUGAAGCUGUCGACGGGGAAGAUGCCCUGGACACAUCAAUCGAUACACUCUUGGGGGUACGCUUCGCUAUGCGCAAAGAGCAAGGCAAGAUCAUAGAAGCUACUUCUGUCCUCAGCCGUGAUCCUGGUAUCCUUUCGCGCCAGGGUGGAUGGGGGAAUGGUCGAGCCAAUAAGGUACUGAAUCGAAUCUUGAGCAAGACUACAGGGUACACCAGCGAGAAGUCUAAAUCAACAACUCAGAAAGUCUCUGUACACGGCCAGGAGGACUUUGACUUUUCUGCUUUAAUACCAGCUGAGGUUUGGAGGAAAUGGAUGCCAAUUCCCAAGCUCGCUUCCCCAACUUCAUCUAACAGCAAGACACCCACGACAUUGGGUCCUUCCGCUGCCGGCUUGCCUGACCUUGGCCCUCCACCUUCAGAUGACCAAGACUGGCAUGGGAACUACGCGUCAGCAUUACAAGGAAGACUCAAUGCUGUCACUCGAGACUUAGAAGCCAAGACCGAAGAACAUGCUGGACACGCAAAAAGGUUCCAAGACGAGAUCGACAAGAUCAAAUCGGACAGCGCCAGCGAGUUAGAAGCUCUGAGGUCGAAACAUAACGACGAGCUAGAGGAUAUCAGAAAGAGGCAAUCUGACUAUGACACCCUGAGAGCCGGACAGCAGAGCGAAAUCGAACAAACACUCCAGCGCCUUGAGAAGGAAAAGCAGGCGGCUGUUGAUGCUGCGAGAAAGGAUGAACAAGAGAAGUACGACACUUUGCAGAAAAAGUGCGACGACUUGUCCAGACAGCUCCAGUCGCUUACGGCUGAUUUGGGAACAAAAAUGCAUAAUGAGAAAAGGGCUGCCCUUGAAAAGCUCGAAAAAGAAAAGAACGAUGCAUAUAAUUCUCUCAAGGAAAGCUAUGAAAGCUUAAAAAAGCAGCUCGGCGAUUUGAUAGCGACAGAUGCCACCCUGGCCACCAACAGUAAGAGCUUGGUAGCAGAAAAGAUCUCUUUGACCACCCAGCUACAAGAAAAGACCUCGGCGUAUAACAGCCUCAAAGCUUUGUACGAUAAUCUGAAGAGGGAUCACGACACUUUAAGUGUGAAAGAAACAGCUUGGACAACCGAAAGGACGACGUUGAAUGGCCAAAUCACCAAGGUUACAAACGACAAGAAUUUUGCUGAUGGCAGGAUUUCUAAAUUGAAGGACGUCAUGCAGUGGGCGGGAUUAUACGAAAACAGUCGAAUGGACAAUUGUCUGCCUCAUGGUUUCAAUGGCUGGACUGUGAUGAUCAUGAUGCCACACAGCAGGAUGGCUCUAAAUGCGAACAACGGUAUCUCAUCCAGCCUAGAUAAUCCUGUUCGAAGUUACUGA